This is a messenger RNA of Phialemonium atrogriseum, 498 nucleotides long. RefSeq lists its product as uncharacterized. The transcript has a single exon. The coding region runs from base 1 to 498 and encodes 165 amino acids. Gene Ontology annotation, cellular component: nucleus. Lineage: Eukaryota; Fungi; Ascomycota; Sordariomycetes; Cephalothecales; Cephalothecaceae. The record is from RefSeq and is a predicted model, not a curated record.
AUGUCCGUGGUGACACGCGACAUGGCCGACCCGGAGGCCAUCUUCUCCAGGAUGCCAGCGUCCGCGACCCCAGUAUGGGGCGUGUACAGCGUGCAGGUCAACUCGGACUCGGAGGAGGCGCAGGGCAAGGCGCUGGUGAAUGCCGCGGCUGCUCACGGCACGCGCCACUUUGUCUACUCAUCCGGCGACCGCGGCGGGCCCGAAAGGUCGGCCACCGACCCGACCAACGUCAGGAACUUCGCCGCCAAGUUCCGCAUCGAGAAGCACCUCGAGGCGGUGUCGGCCGCCUCUCCACAGAAGAUGACCUACACCAUCCUGCGGCCAGUCACCUUCUUCGAGAACCUGGUCAACGACGUGCACGGUCGCGGCUUCGCGUGCAUGUGGGAGCAGAUGGCGCCAAGAAGCUGCAGAUGGUGUCGACCCGCGACAUUGGCUGGUUCGAGCAUGAGGGAUACGGGGGUGAUGUCGCCGAGUGCCGCCGCGUGUAUCCCAGGAUAA